This is a messenger RNA of Symbiodinium sp. CCMP2456, 660 nucleotides long. The record is from the annotation of a GenBank genome assembly. NCBI's taxonomy places the organism in Eukaryota, Dinophyceae, Suessiales, Symbiodiniaceae.
GUUUGUUCUCACCCCGGGCAUGGAUCCAACAUCGCAGCUGCGAGCGUUGGCCGUCGCUCGCGGAUUGCAGUGGCAGACGAUUUCAUUGGGUCAAGGCCAAGAGCCGAAAGCGACGAAGAUGAUGAUCGACGGUGCCGAGAAGGGCUUCUGGGUUCUGCUGGCGAAUUGCCACCUUUGCGUUCAUUGGCUGCCAAAGUUGGAGAAGCUGAUCGAGAAGACCUUCGACGAUGGCCCUCACGAGAAGUUCCGCAUCUUCUUGUCAUCGUCGCCGACUCCCAAGUUCCCGAUCCAGCUCCUCCAGAACUGCAUCAAGAUGACCACGGAGCCGCCAAAGGGUUUGAAGGCAAACCUCGUGCGGCUGCUUCAGAACACCGCUGAGGAAAGCUACAACCGGGUCAAAGAGGUGCAGAAGUAUCGCCGGCUCUUCUUCUCUCUUUGUUGGUUCCAUGCGAUUCUGCUGGAGCGCAAGAAGUUCAAGAUGCUGGGAUGGAACAUCGGCUACGAUUUCAACGACUCGGACUUCGACAUCUGCGAAAACAUUCUGGCGAUGUACCUGGACGAGAAUCCGAACGAGAUUCCAUGGGACGCCAUCCGUUACCUCAUCGCCGAGGCCAACUACGGUGGUCGCGUGACGGAGCAUCCGGACAACCGCAUCCUCAG